This is a messenger RNA of Diaporthe amygdali, 2814 nucleotides long. RefSeq lists its product as uncharacterized. Lineage: Eukaryota; Fungi; Ascomycota; Sordariomycetes; Diaporthales; Diaporthaceae. The transcript has 4 exons. The coding region runs from base 1 to 2814 and encodes 937 amino acids. The record is from RefSeq and is a predicted model, not a curated record.
AUGAAGGGUCUCUUCCAUGAGGUUGCCCCGGCGCAGUUGGGAGAUUAUGGCCUCCAUGUGCUCGUUGAUAAGGCUUCAGAAGGCGAAGGUAUCGUGGAUAUUGUGGCAGUGCAUGGUUUGAAUGGGCAUUAUAAGAAUACAUGGACAACUGCCAGGCCGCACGGUACAGAGGUGAACUGGUUGGUACACGUGCUGCCCAAUCAUCAGUUGAUCCAUGCCCGCAUCAUGGCCUUCUCGUACAACUCGUCGGUCCAGUUCAGCAAAUCUACGUCUGAUGUGUUUGUCUUUGCAGAUCAGCUACUCGAGCACCUCAUCGGGAAACUCGAAGAAGAAGGAGAGCAGAGUCGUCCCAUUGUCUUCAUAUGCCACAGCUUAGGUGGUAUCGUGGUGAAGCAGGCACUGAACAGAGCUGCUGAGAGUUCGCGGUACAGAGACACGAUUUUGAACCGUGUCUUCGGAAUAUUCUUCUUCGGAACGCCGCAUCGUGGUUCAGAGCUGGCGCCACUGGGGUACAUCGCCAGCCGCGCUUUGAAGGCUGGAUCAAUGGGUAGUCACACGAACUCGCAACUCACUAGGGACCUCGAACGGAAUUCUUCCUCUCUCAGCCAAAUAUCAAAGUCUUUCCUUCAGCAUGGCCACCGGAUCAAGAUCGUGAGCUUUGUGGAGACCGAAAAGAUGGACUGGCUAAGCUGUUUGGUUGUUGACCAGGACUCGGCGACUCUGGGCUGGCCCGGAGAGAUAAUCGUGCCCAUAGACGGGAAUCAUCGUAACAUUUGCAGAUUCACCGGAGAGAGGGACCCCAGAAUUGCCCCUGUGCUAUCAAACAUCCAGCAGAUGUUUCGAGCGAUUCGUGUGGACUACCUUUCAAGCGUCAAGAACAAGCCAAAUACGGCCAACGGUCAUUUCGAAAACUCAUUUCCAGCUGAUGCCGGCUGUGGAAAGUCUGUGUUGACAUCUUACCUCAUAAAUCAUUUCCAGAAGCAUUCUGCAACAGGAAUCAAUGUAUGCUACUUCUUUUUCAAGGACGACAAUGUGGAGCAGAGUGAUGCCAUCGUUGGGAUGUCCGCGCUUCUGUACCAACUCUACUCAGCCAACCAAGAACUUCUUGAUGUGGCUCUCAAGCAUCUGGGUGUACCUGGAACCAGCCUGAAAAGUGUCUCAAAUCUCUGGAGGAUCUUUGAAGACUCGAUUAGAAAAGCAGCAGCAUCAUCGACGACGAUCUGUCUCUUGGACGGCCUUGACGAAUGCGAGGAAAAGUCUAGGAAACAACUUCUUGAGUGCAUCGAAAGGUACUUCAUGAAGCAGCUUGAUGAGAAAGAUGGUCAGCACAAUCUUAAGAUGCUGGUGCUGAGCAGACCAGACAACUCCAUCAAGAUAAGGUUCGACAGGCACGUCCCGCAGGAAAAGGAGACAGGCUCUUUCACCGGUUAUCCCAGUUGCGCCAUAGUCAGGCUCCGGGGAGAAGACGAGUCUGAAGCAAUCAGCAAAGACAUCGAGCUCGUGGUCAAGGACGCGAUGGGUGAUUUAGCAGCGGGGGGUCUUCCUCUAGAUCUCUUGGAAGAUGUGGAGCGAGAUUUGAUCACACGCGCGGACCGGACUUUCUUGUGGGCAACUCUAAUAAUUCAGCUAUUGAAAGACAAAGCCAUCGAGGGGGCAUCGAGGAGAGAGAUGGAUGCGAUACUCCGGAGCCGGGACAUAUACUCAAUCUACACAGCACUCCUCAAAUCUAAAGUAGGAGCAGCAUCCGCUGCCAAGGCGAAAGCGAGAAAGAUGCUUAGCCUGAUACUUGGGGCUAUGAGGACGCUCACCGUCGACGAGCUGAACAUUGCCCUCGCUAUCAAGCCUGACCACGACACUUUUGCCGAAUCUACAUCUGGACGCAGACCUAGCAGUCGUACGUUCCAGUCAGUCGAAUACAAGAUAGUCUAUCCUUCCGAGAACCAUAUCAAGUCGGUCUGUGGCCACUUUGUACGGAUCAUACAUCAUAAGGUCUAUCUAGUGCACCAAACCGCGAGGGAGUUCUUGCUCGACGAAGCCUCAUGGAAGGAUCUGGAAACAGUGUCGAGCGACAUGAAGGCAAACGAAGAACUUUGGGAACUCUCUGAUUCAGACUCUGAAAAGGAAGCCUUCAGCAGAGCGAGUUGGUCUGACUUCGCCGAUGGCGCUGAGUCCAUGACGGUAACAAGCGAAAUUGGUGAUGGCUGGCAACAUACGUUUUCCCUGAAGUCCUGCCACGCUCUCAUGCUGGAAAUUUGCACAGCAUAUCUCUACAUGCUAGCAAAGCCGUGCAAAGGGGCGGUGCUUGGUCACCCAACAAAAGAGGUCGCCUACUUGCUGCGAUACGCGGCAGGCUACUGGGUGUCCCACUUUCACAAAGUUUGCGACAGUAUUCCGCCUAGUAAUUUGCCCUACUAUCACGGUCUAUGUCACCCUCGAUUCCCAGGAUUCACCACAUGGUUGGAAGCGCACGAUGAGCAGAACCGGACCCCAGUCUUCGGUUCAGGUUCCGUGGAGCAGCAACAGGACCUGUUGAUACAGAAGCUCGCUUUGGAACCGGGACAGCCGGGAUUUGGUAGAGACGUGAGUGCCAGGUUGGACUUGACAACUAUCUUUGAAGCUGGAGUUUCCAACCUACAGAUCCUCUCCUGCAAUCCUUCCCAGUCACAAAAUCUUGUGUUUCCAGUGAAGGCUGAUGAAACCGGGGUGGUGUCUUUGGACUUCGAGCUGGCCGCGAGGGGCGGGGUUAUUGGCCACCCAGACCGUGAGUCCCGACCUGUGUUAGCAUACGGUCAGCAGCAGGUGCGAAAGAUAUAG